This is a messenger RNA of Branchiostoma belcheri (Belcher's lancelet), 629 nucleotides long. RefSeq lists its product as uncharacterized. Bases 1 to 558 code for a protein of 185 amino acids. The transcript is spliced from 5 exons. NCBI's taxonomy places the organism in Eukaryota, Metazoa, Chordata, Leptocardii, Amphioxiformes, Branchiostomatidae. The record is from RefSeq and is a predicted model, not a curated record.
AUGGAGAAAACCAUACCUGCACUUCUAGCUGCUUCUCAAUGGGAGUUGGUUGCAGCGGCGUACUGUCUGAAGUACAACUACAACUCACUAAGCGGGACUUAUGUGGCAACCUUCGUGUAUUGUAGUACGCGGUGCUGUGGUGAGGAGAGAACAUGUUGUGCAGAGGACCCGACGCUCUACAACAACGUAGUCAACGUUUGGUACUUCUGGGCCAUUGUUGUAGUCGCCUUGUUCACGCUGUGCCUGGCCGUGAUCGCCGCGUGCUGCAGAUGGAAGCACGGCUCCGGCCGGACCCGCAGACGGACCCGGGUCAGGACGAUUAACAUCGCGCCCUCAGAUGAGAGGCCACAGUCACAAGCGCCUACCACCACCUCCACGCCUGGAACGGCGGACAGGACGACCCUGCCUCAGUUCAGCUUCUCCCUCCCCGGCGCGCCCCCGCCAUACUACCCGGCCUCGCCGCCUCCGUCGUACGAGGAGGUCUGCAGGCAAAGUACGAGACAGCCGAAAGAUUCGGAGGAAGCGGAGGCGGACACAGAACGUAGUAAUCCGGGAUGACCUCCGAGUUUUCAGUCUGAAAUUUACCCUUAGCAGGCUUUAGAAGCGGCUGGAAAGAGUAGAAAUCGGCC